Impatiens glandulifera is the source of this 1128-nucleotide messenger RNA. RefSeq names its product B-box zinc finger protein 19-like. Gene Ontology annotation, molecular function: zinc ion binding. The transcript is spliced from 5 exons. Bases 405 to 920 code for a protein of 171 amino acids. The record is from RefSeq and is a predicted model, not a curated record. Gene Ontology annotation, cellular component: nucleus. Lineage: Eukaryota; Viridiplantae; Streptophyta; Magnoliopsida; Ericales; Balsaminaceae. Gene Ontology annotation, biological process: regulation of DNA-templated transcription; photomorphogenesis.
CUCUAUUUAGACACCAUAGUCUUUGAGGUCCCAUUGCCUCAACUCCAGAUUCCUUCCUGACCUCCCAUUGCCCCCAUUCGCAAUUCUUCUAUUUUCUUCUGUUCUACCAUCUUCAUCUUCAUCAUCAUCACCACCUUCAAAUCAAACAGAUUUAUCCAUCCAUAUAUAAAUAUAUAUAUGAUCUUCUUACAUUCCCAUAUAUUUACUAACUCCAACUACCCGUGUACAGAUACGACUCUUGUUUCUCUAGCUGCCUCUCGUUUCCGAUCCUUCAACUUCUCUUAGGUCAAUGCUCGAUUCAGUGCACCCAUGGCUGGAACUCCGAUUUAGGUGAUCCGUCGAACACGAAUUCAACCAGUUUGACUAUACGCUGAUUCCAGUUUUCCCUAUUGCCGUGCCCGAAGAUGCGGACGCUCUGUGAUUCGUGCGAGAGCGCCCCUGCUGUAUUGUUUUGUGCCGCCGACGAGGCCGCGCUUUGCCAAUCCUGCGAUGAUAAGGUACACAUGUGUAAUAAGUUAGCUAGUCGGCAUGUAAGAGUUGGUCUUGCAGAGCCAAGUGGUGUUCCUAAUUGCGACAUAUGUGAAAAUGCACCAGCUUUCUUUUAUUGUGAGAUAGACGGGAGUUCCCUAUGUUUGCAAUGUGAUACUGCAGUACAUGUAGGUGGUAAAAGAACUCAUGGAAGAUAUCUCGUGUUGCGACAGAGAAUCGAGUUUCCAGGUGACAGAAUGAGUCCGGCUGAGGAACUUGAGGAAAGUAAAAGGAAGCAGAACCAGUCGAUGAUGGAAGCAGAAGAUCAACACAAACAAGGGGCAUCUGGUGGCAAUGCUGAUGGGAAUCACAAAACUGAGAACAAUAUGAUUGAUUUGAAUAUGAAACCCAAUCGAUUACAUGAACAUGCUUCCAAUACUCAGGACAUCUGAAUACAUUAGUAAAUGUAUCUUCAAGGCGGCGAAGAAUGAAUCUUGACUGUGGUCAUGGCAAUGUCUUGGAUAAUGUUUGUGGAAAAUACUUUGAGUUUUGGUUUUAGAAGAUAGAACACUGUCUUAUAACACAUGGCUUUCUCCUCUCAUUGUAGUUUUACAUUUAAAACAAGCAUAUUAUAUAGUUUAUUAAACUUAUUUUAUUUUG